Molecule: messenger RNA, 1395 nt
Organism: Neofelis nebulosa (Clouded leopard)
Lineage: Eukaryota; Metazoa; Chordata; Mammalia; Carnivora; Felidae
Biological process (GO): proteolysis; virion assembly
Molecular function (GO): aspartic-type endopeptidase activity
Source: RefSeq, a predicted model, not a curated record
AUGUUCACCCACCAGCCCACCUGGGACGACUGUCAGCAGCUCCUCUGCAUCCUGUUCACCACAGAGGAGCAAGAGAGGAUCCAAUUAGAAGCAAGAAAGCUGGUUCCCGGAGACGACAGUCGGCCGACAUCUAACCCUGACCUCAUUAAUGCGGCUUUCCCCUUAACCAGACCUCCACAGGACGAAUGGGACUACAACACGGCAGAAGGUAGGGGAAGGCUACUCAUUUAUUGCCAGACUCUGAUGGCGGGUCUCCGGGCUGCAGCUUGCAAGCCCACCAAUUUGGCUAAGGGAGGAUGGGGUUCAGAUCCCCUCCCCGAACCUAGGAUAACAUUGCAAGUGGAGGGGACCCCGGUCCAGUUCCUAGUUGAUACUGGGACACAGCACUCAGUUCUGGUCAAGCCCCAUGGAAAAGUAUCUGAAAAAUCAUCCUGGGUACAAGGGGCCACCAGAAUAAAGAAGUACCCCUGGACAACUCAGAGGACUGUGGACUUAGGAACUGGGAAGGUAACCCACUCCUUCCUGGUCAUUCCCGACAGCCCCUGCCCCCUGUUGGGGAGGGAUUUGCUUACCAAAAUGGGGGCCCAAAUUCAUUUCCAACCAGGGGGGCCCACAGUGGCUGACUUCCACAACCAACCCAUAUCUGUACUCACUGUGAAACUAGAAGAUGAAUAUAGGCUCCAUCAGGAACCCACUCCUCUGGAUCAGGGCAUCGAGCCCUGGCUUCAACGCUUCCCAGACGCGUGGGCAGAAACGGGUGGUAUGGGGUUAGCAAAACAUCGCCCAGCCCUAUUUAUAGAGGUUAAGCCCGGGACGGACCCCGUCCGCAUGCGCCAAUACCCUAUGCCCACGGAAGCCAAAAACGACAUCACACCCCACAUCUGCCACCUCCUUGACUUUGCGGUCCUACGCACCUGCCACUCAGCAUGGAAUACCCCCCUGCUGCCUGUGCGCAAACCCAACAGCGGGGAAUACAGAGCAGUGCAGGACCUGAGAGAAGUCAAUAAGCGGGUGAUGGACAUACAUCCAACCGUUCCUAACCCCUAUACUCUCCUGAGCGCCCUCAGCCCAGAAAAACAAUGGUAUACUGUUCUGGAUCUAAAAGAUGCUUUUUUCAGCCUACCACUAGCGCCUAAAAGUCAAGAGCUAUUUGCAUUCUAGUGGACAGAUCCAGGGGGCAUAAAUGGCCAGCUCACUUGGACCAGACUGCCACAAGGAUUCAAGAACUCUCCAACCCUGUUCGACGAGGCUCUACACGAAGAUUUAAGGGAGUACAGACAACAACACCCUAAUAUAACUCUCCUACGAUAUGUUGAUGAUCUCUUAAUAGCUGCCGAGACACCCAAAACCUGCAUCCAGGGAACCAAAGGUCUCCUGCGAACUCUGGGAACCUGA